Chlamydomonas reinhardtii is the source of this 2284-nucleotide messenger RNA. RefSeq lists its product as uncharacterized. NCBI's taxonomy places the organism in Eukaryota, Viridiplantae, Chlorophyta, Chlorophyceae, Chlamydomonadales, Chlamydomonadaceae. The transcript is spliced from 7 exons. Gene Ontology annotation, molecular function: oxidoreductase activity, acting on the CH-OH group of donors, NAD or NADP as acceptor. The record is from RefSeq and is a predicted model, not a curated record. The coding region runs from base 257 to 1360 and encodes 367 amino acids.
GCAAUGCGCAUUUCUGGCGAUUCCCGCGGCCUGGUCGGCACGUCACAAUGCUUCACUGCGCAUUUAAGCUGUAGUCAACGCUGCAAUUGGUUUAUUGACUGGUAAUCUGCUACGCGCUGCACCAAGGUCCAGGCCAUUCAGGCCAGUUGGGUCAGUGCCGGUGAAAAAAAUUCGCGCAUUGCAGCGUAAUCGCUACAGUCUUAUUCCUUUACCUAGUACACGUUUCUCACACGGCCUGCACGCGCGUGUCAGAACGAUGGCUACUGCCUCCUCCUCAGCUCAACUUGCCUCGGAGCUCAAGGGUGCCAAUGUAUUGCUGACGGGCAUCACCGGAUUCGUGGGUAGCGAGCUAGCGCGUCAGCUACUGGAGCUUGGAGCGCACAUACGAGCUCCAACUCGUUGGCCAAUUGACUCGCCCAAGCUUGCUGAGCUCAAGAAGAACUUUGACGGAUUGGCUGGCGACGUGACCUUUGUGGAUGCCGACAUCCGCUCCGAGGAGGCGCUGGCCCGCGCCCUGGACGGCGUGGCCUACGUCUUCCACGUGGCCUCGCCCUUUGUGAUUACCUCCCCCAACCCCGCGGCGGACAUUGUGGCGCCGGCGGUGGAGGGCACGGCGGCGGUGCUGCGAGCGGCGGGCCGGCACAAGGAGGCCAUCAAGCGCGUGGUUGUCACGUCGUCCAUGUGUGCCGUACACGACUGCCACGCCAAACAGGCGCCCAGCGCUGCCUCGGGGCGCUACACGGAGGCGGACUGGAACGGCGUGUCAACGGUGGAGGAGGAGCCCUACUGGGUGUCCAAGACGGAGGCUGAGCGCACUGCCUGGCGCCUGGCUGGGGAGCUGGGACUGCCGCUGUCCACUGUGCUGCCCAACUUCGUGAUGGGGCCGGUGGCGGCGGCGCAGGCGGCGGCGGGAAUCAGCGUGGGCUUCUUCAAGGGCUUUCUGGAGGCGAGCUCCGGUCCGGACGGCUCGGCGCCGCCGUCGGGUGUGUGGACGUUUGCGGACGUGCGCGAUGUGGGUCGGGCGCACAUCGCUGCGGCGGUGGUGCCGGCGGCGGCGGGCAAGCGCUACAUCGUCAGUGCGCGGCGCUCCACGAGCGCCAAGUCCGUGACGGAUGUGCUCAAGGCGCGGCUGCCGCAGCUGGCGCACAUCCCGGACGGCCAGUCGGGCGAGGAGGCGGAGAAGGUGGACCCCAGCGCCGUUGAGUCAGACCUGGGGCUGGCGCUGACGCCUGUGGAGGACACCCUGUCUGACAUGGCGACGUCCCUGCUGAGGCUCGGGCUAGCGGUGCCGGCCGGGGCGGGCGCAGAAGCCAAGGUGGCGGAUGGGCAAGCGGCGGCGGAGGGCGCGGCGAAGGCGUGAGGGGGUCGGUGAGGGCGGGAUGCCGGAAGUGGAGAUGCACGGGGCGGGAGAGCGCGUGGAAGUGCGAGCGUGAGAGCCGCUUGCGUUCGUUUGUGUGCAGUUUUGAGUGCCGUGCGUGUAGGGUGGUGAGGCGGAGGUGCGUGUGAUGUGGCUGCUGUACAAUUGACUGAUAGCGCUUUUUUGUUCUUACGUGAGCGGUGGUCUGGGGUGUGCGCUGGCAGGCUGAGCGGUGCGUAUGGUGCAUUUAGGGCUUUCGCAUGGCUUUGUUGCAACAGGCAGUUUGUGCACGUAGAGCCAUACCGUACUUAGAACGCUAGAACGCGGACAGGCACUCAUCACAGCUUUUGGCGGAACUGUAGUCGUCAGGUAGGCAAGAACUCUUUCGGGUGCCGUAUGGGCGUAUGUGUUUGCCAGGUUCGUCCGGUGAUAUGAAGGCGCUCGGGCGCUGCACUCGCAGACGGCGGCGGCACGGGCGUGGGUUUGUCUGCGUGUCUGCUGGGCGGAUAGAGCUCUGCUGCUACUGCCGGCAGGCCACAUGCCAGCACUGUGACGAGCUGCUGCUGUGACCACACGUCGGGCGGCCUUGCCGAGGCGCGAAGUAAGGGAGCAACGGAGCGAUGAGGCUCGCUCUGCGCGCACUCACGGCGCGCACUGCUGAUAGCCGUAAUAUACCUUUCAGGGCAUGCGUCAGACAUGAUCGGCACACGUAAGGCAGGCCCUGCUUGCGCAAGCGACUGACUCCGUGGGUAGUGUGGGGUUGUCGCCGCCCGCUGGACGGGCAUCCAAUCAUACGUAUUGGAUUGUUGGGCGGGGGCUACGGAGUACGGGGACGUGAUCGGGGGAGUUUGCAUGCCGACACCACGUACGUACGGUACGCCUGCCUGGUCCCACGUUCAGAGAGAUGUAAGCAAGUACCGUAUUCGG